Drosophila sulfurigaster albostrigata is the source of this 1296-nucleotide messenger RNA. Its product is annotated as motile sperm domain-containing protein 2. The transcript has 4 exons. The record is from RefSeq and is a predicted model, not a curated record. Bases 515 to 1246 code for a protein of 243 amino acids. Lineage: Eukaryota; Metazoa; Arthropoda; Insecta; Diptera; Drosophilidae.
GUGAAAUCAUAUCACUUUCAGGGAAAAACUCGUUUCAAGAUAAGAACGCAAAGAAAUUAAAAGUUAAGGCGACCAUUCCUCAAACUCCGAGUACAUUAUGAACUCGGCACGGCGGCAACCACAAAUGCGAGUAUUGAUUAAAGAACGGUCUGUGGCUGUUGUGGAUCGGCCUGCCACCCGCAUUGAAUUGCCUUUUUUGAUGAUCGAGCAGCUCGCUCAGCAGCUUUGCCCCCAAUUGAAAGCGUCUCGCAAUCUGUAGCGCUGUAGCGUUUGCAGUUGUGUUGCUGUCAGUUCUUGAUUGCUCGCCACACAGUCCAGUCAUACACAGCUUGUAUCUCAGCUAUCCACAACGAUCCCCCACCGAGUGAGAAAGUGUGUGACAAAGAGAGCGCGCGCAUAUUCACUGAUUAGCGAUCGUCAGUCGGUUGCGAUAAGUUCCUUAAGGUUUUCCAUAUAAAUUCAACGUAUUCGCCGUGCGAUUCACCAGUGCAGUGUAUCACAGCUCGACAACAAGAUGCCGAAAGGAGAACAGCCCACAGCCGAGCAGGUUAACGAGGUGAAAACCCGUUUCCUCAAGAACCUCGAAGAGCAGCCACCAGCAGUGCCAUUCCAUCCCAGUGAUCUGGCCAGAAUCAAGGAUAGCGAUGUGUGGAUCACACAGCUGCUCGAGGCCUACAAAUUGGAUGUGGAGAAGGCGAUCAUUCGUCUGCGCGAGAACUGUGAGUGGCGUCAGAGCUUCGGCACCAACGACAUCACAGCCACGAACAUCAAUCAGGAGUAUCUGAACGAUGGCGAAAUCUAUGUGCACAAUCAGGACAAGGAUGGCAUGCCACUGUUGAUCGUGAACUUCUCCAAGCACUCCAAGAGCAAGAAUCACGAUGAUCUCAUUCGUGUCAUUGUCUACUGGGUCGAGCGUGUGCAGCACCAAUACAACUAUGAAAAGAAAAUUACGCUUUUCAUGGACAUGACGGGCGCUGGAUUGAGUAACCUGGAUCUUGACUUUAUCAAGCGCAUCGUUGGACUGUUCGAGACUAAGUAUCCCAAUGCACCCAACUAUAUUGUGGUGCACGAGCUGCCCUUCCUGCUGAAUGCUGCUUUUAAAAUCGUCAAGGGUUUCAUGCCCGCGGAGGCUUUGGAGAUACUGCGUGUGACCACCAAGAAGGACAUCAACGAGUAUGUGGAUCAGGAGAACUCCCUCAAGAGCUGGGGCGGCAACGAUGAUUACACCUACAAAUUUGCAGCCUAAGCUAAAGUGUAAUUGAGCCAUGUAAAUAAUACGAUACUUAUUUAUCUCAA